Sitophilus oryzae (rice weevil) is the source of this 885-nucleotide messenger RNA. RefSeq lists its product as uncharacterized. The record is from RefSeq and is a predicted model, not a curated record. Gene Ontology annotation, cellular component: transcription regulator complex; nucleus. NCBI's taxonomy places the organism in Eukaryota, Metazoa, Arthropoda, Insecta, Coleoptera, Curculionidae. The coding region runs from base 95 to 823 and encodes 242 amino acids. The transcript is spliced from 3 exons. Gene Ontology annotation, biological process: regulation of transcription by RNA polymerase II.
ACCUUGGCAUUUUGCGUUGUUUGUUGAUUGUUUUUACUUGUAGGCUUGUAUUUGAUUUAAUUUGUAUUUUCAUACACUCUUUAUCGUUAACAGUAUGUCGGUUGGGUCGGUUGAGGGGGCAAAUGACCCUGCAAAUUACCGAAUGGAUUUAAGAGCUCACGUUUUUCGUGUAGCUGAAGAAAACGGUAUAAGUAACACCGAAGGCUCCGAAUACGACCACUACAAAUUAAUAAAACUGGUCCGAAAAUUUCCAAGUCUCUAUAAUCCCAAGAACCGCGUGUACAAAUACAAUAAAGAAUGUCAAGAUUAUAUUUGGGAAGCCAUAGCAGAGGUCCUUGGGUUAAACAAAUCAGAUGCAAUUACAAAAUGGAAAAGUUUGAAAGGGACAUUUAGAAAAUACCAAUAUAAUUUACGGGGAGGAACAAGCAAUGACGGUUCAGCUUACGAUGAUAAUAUAUUGAAUGCGUUAACAUUUUUGGAAGAUUUUCCAGUCGAACAGGAAGAUGCAGGCUCUGACAGUGGUCGUGCAUUUUUACGAUUACAGUAUGAUACUGAGAGCGAAGACGAUGAUGAAACCUUUGAAACCGAUUAUUUUUAUCGAUUAACCGAUUCGUCAUUUAGUGAGAUGUCUCCCGAAGAGCAGUUUAAUUCUUUAAUAUCAUCAAAUAGUCCUGAUGUUUUAAAGUUCUUGCUAAGUAGUGAUGAUAUAGUAUUUGCCCAAUAUGUGGCUUAUAAAGUUAGUCAGAUUGAAUGUCCAAUAAGGAGACGCGAAAUAAAAGAAGAAAUUUUCAAUAUAUUAUAUCAAGCACUUGCAGAAGAAUAACGUCAAAUAAGAAUGUAUUAACGCAAAAUGUCUGCUUUGAAAUAAAAAUAGUUUGUAGGUCA